AUGGCGCAAGGACUGGAUAGAAUUUUUGCAGAGCUAGGCAUCUCGCAGUACCUAGACAUCUUUCUCGAGCAAGGAUUCGAUACGUGGGAGACGAUAUUAGACAUUACUGAGUCUGAUCUCGACGCACUUGGAGUCAAGUUAGGACACCGACGUAAAUUGCAGAGACGCAUCGCCAACUCUCGUGGCCUUGCCCCGGAUGCAUCACUAGUUUCGCCCACAAGAGCAUGCGCAGAGGAGCCAAAGCCUGAGACACAACGACUUGAUCAACCCCGUCUCGAGGUCAAGGAGGGACCUGUCGCUACGAAACGAAAAUAUAGGCGUCACCCAAAGCCUGAUGAGAAUGCUCCUGAGAGACCUCCUUCGGCCUAUGUCCUUUUCUCAAACAAGAUGCGUGAUGACCUCAAGGGUCGGAACUUGACUUUCACCGAAAUAGCCAAGCUUGUAGGAGAACACUGGCAAAACUUAACUCCCGGCGAGAAGGAGCCAUACGAAACUUCCGCAUUGAAAGCCAAGGAGAAGUACAACCACGACUUGGCUGAGUACAAGAAGACAACAGAGUAUAGGAAAUACAACCUGUACUUACAAGAUUUCAAGGCACGGCAAGCCUCCGCAAAUCAAGCAAAAGAGUCGUCGAAACGUCAGAAGCUUGAUUCGGGGGUUCGUCUGCAAAACGGAGGAAGCGCAAGUGCCACACCCGGGAGCCUCAGUAGCACGGGGAGUGGUACAGAGAGUCACCAGGGAAGCGAACCUCCUCCUAAUCGCAAACAGCGGGUGGGUUCCGUGGUGUCGGUAUCCGAAUCGCAAUAUUCGACAGCCGUGCCGACCCCGAUUUCCCAUCACCAUCAUCACAACGAUGACUCGGUACACUCCCCUGCCAGCGUACAAUUCGAUGGCGAGUGCUUGCAAUCCACAACUCCGGUCAAACCAGAGCCAGUCACACUUCCGCAUCUUCCAUCCCUCUCGGAUGUAUUCAGCAAUGGGCGAGGAUUGAACGGCGUCUCAAGGUCUCCUGAAGCCAACGGCUUUGGGGGCUUCGCGCCUCCUACACACCCUGGUCCCUCCGCACCGCCAUCGCUGAAGCACGAAUAUUCGUCCGCGGGGAGCAUUUCAUCCUCUGGGUCUGGGCUGUCAUACCCCCGAACACCUAGUGAAUCUUCACUACCGAUUCAUGCCCUGUUAUCGAACAAGACCUUGCCGGGGCCUCCUUUCGAAUUGCAGCCAUCGCCGUUCUCGACUGUGCCGCCUGCUGGACCACCACCACUCCAGGAUUCAAAAUUGCCCUACGCAGGGCAGCCACAAGCUCCGAUUGGAGCAACUAAUGGUACUCACGGUUACCAAUCACCACCUGCCUUGUUGAGAUUCCAGUCCACCUCGUCAACUGGGACUGAUGGAUCGAACGUGUCGCAAGCAUCAUCGGGUGCUUCUUCUGCUACGUCGCUCGGUGUUCAGGAGAGGAGCGACCCGAAGCUCGACGGCAUGAGCGCGUUGGUGCGGGCUGGCGAAAUUGUGAACGGGCGUGUUCAGUGA
This is a messenger RNA of Colletotrichum acutatum, 1527 nucleotides long. RefSeq names its product HMG box protein. The coding region runs from base 1 to 1527 and encodes 508 amino acids. Gene Ontology annotation, molecular function: protein binding. The transcript has 8 exons. NCBI's taxonomy places the organism in Eukaryota, Fungi, Ascomycota, Sordariomycetes, Glomerellales, Glomerellaceae. The record is from RefSeq and is a predicted model, not a curated record. Gene Ontology annotation, cellular component: nucleus. Gene Ontology annotation, biological process: regulation of gene expression.